Messenger RNA from Arachis stenosperma, 2290 nucleotides. Its product is annotated as probable lipid phosphate phosphatase beta. Lineage: Eukaryota; Viridiplantae; Streptophyta; Magnoliopsida; Fabales; Fabaceae. Bases 85 to 771 code for a protein of 228 amino acids. The record is from RefSeq and is a predicted model, not a curated record. The transcript has 2 exons. Gene Ontology annotation, molecular function: sphingosine-1-phosphate phosphatase activity.
CUGUCGUUUGGGGUAUUCAUUGUUUUGUUUGGGCCUCCCACGUCAAAUCGGACCACACUAACCAGCCUAAUCAGCCACAUCGCCAUGGGCCAUCUUAACCAGCCACCACCAAAAUCAACCGCCGCCACAUCGCCACCACAGCCUUUCUUACUCCGCCUCGACGCCGCCGUCUCCCUCCACGUCCACAACCUCACAAAACCCUUCGCCCCACGCCCACUUCUCCGCUUCCUCGAGCUCCUCGCCGACUUCCGCUUCUUCUUUCCCGUCUCCGUCGCACUCCUCCUUGCCUGUCCUUACUCCUCCCCUCUCCGCCGCCACCUCUUCCUCCCCCUCGCUCUCUGCUCCCUCCUUGACCUCAUCUUCAUCGCUGUCCUCAAACUCAUCGUGCGCAGAUCCCGCCCGACCUACUCCCACCACGGCGACUACAACGCCGUCGUUCCCGUCGACCAUUUCUCCUUCCCCAGCGGCCACACCUCCAGGGUCUUCUUCGUCGCCUCUAUCUUCUCGUUCUCCAAACUCCGCAUGGUUGAUGCUAUCGCCGAUCUUCACCAUCCACGCCUCUUCAUGAUUAUCGACCAUUGGUUCGGCGGCGAAGAGGUCUUCGCCAUUAACGCCGUUGUAACCGCCGUUUGGGCCUGGGCUUCAGCCACCGCCCUUUCUAGGAUCGCUCUCGGGAGGCACUAUGUUCUGGACGUCUUCUUCGGGGCUUGCUUCGGCGUGCUAGAAGCUUUGUUCACAUUGCGAUUCCUCGAGAUUCAAACGUGGAUUUGAGAUGGAUAAUGAUGGAGUCUGAUGGUUGUACGCCUCUCAACUUCUAAUGAUUUAGGUUCACAUGGAGUACAUUGAACUUGUGCCUGCCUGGACUGAGAAUGGAUUCUUCCUAAUUUGUUUUCAGCGGGUAAUGAAGCCCUGAAUCCUGGAUAUUUUAGUGCAUUUGCAUCUUGAUUAUCACUCAUAAUUUGGAGGCCUUAGUGGCUAACAUUUUGUAAAUACAUGGUCUGAGAUUCUUCAUCAUUCAUUUGCUUCAGUUCUAUUUUUGUAAUAUAUCCCCUACCAUUUAACUUUCUGCCGUUCUCUACUCUUCCUUAAUUCCAAAAUAAUUAAUCUAGACAUGUGAUACAUCCCAUUCAUGGUAUAACAGAUCCUAGUAUCAUUGUUUUGCAGCUUUUUGUCUUAAGUUCCCUUCAAUCUAUAGGAUGUAUAUAUGCAAUUUGUUUCUGCAGUGUGCAAAUUUGCAGCCUCUGUCAGAGGUUUUUUAUUUUUGCAGAGGUCCUGACGCAUAGACAAUUGGUUCUAUAUAUUAGCAUCUGAACAGUGAAUACUUCAAACAUGUGAUCCUCUCUGACAAUUACUGCCAGGAUCUUGAGUUCGUUUAUGUUUAGUCUAUAUCUUAGAUUACCACUUUCUCUGUUUGAAUUCUGAUACAGUUAUCAUCAAGAUUCAUGAGAACAAUAUAAUAAUAUGAUAUUUAAAAGUUAGCAUAUGCCCAAACGUCACCCCCUCAAUUUAUUGAAUUGGAUCAAACAAAAGGGGUGCUUCUAUGAUUGGAUUUGAGGGACCGUGUGUUUGUCUGAUGUGUCUGGUGCUGAUUGUAAAAUUGAAUCGAAGACCAUCAUCAAAUUGAAGGAUAAAAAGGUUGUUAGGUGGGUUUACUUCUUUAGCAUGUGCACUCUUACCGUGUGUGGUGCUUUUAUUUUGAUUAGAUGUUAUUGGUUGAUUGAUUGAUUGCUGAUUGGCUUUACUUUAAAAAUUUUUGUAUGCUUCAUAUCAUAAACUUUCUAAAUUAGCGCCAGACGUUGGUGGUUGUUAUUGCUGUGCUGGCGUCUUCAUCGCUAUUGUUAUUGAUAUAUGCUUAUAUGGAAUACGUGGAACACACCAAAAGAUGAGUGAAAACAAGUCAUUAUUUUCGGUUUCAUAUCAUUGACUUGACAUGUGGGGACUGGGGACUAAUUCGUAUUAACUCGAACUCUACGAGAAUUUUGAGCAUAUAAAUUUGGAGGGGGCAUGCGUCCAGCUUCAUGUUAGUCCACUUAACAGUGACAACUUCUGUUUUUAAUGUCUCUUUCUUCAUGCUUUUUAUUGAAAAAUAAUUGCAUCAACAUUAGAGCUCGAGGUUCAUUUACCAUGUAGAAUUUUUUUUUUGUACCCGCAUCUUUUUGCAUAUAUAAUAGACUCGCCUCUAUCAUUUGACGGAGUGUGAGACUUAAUGAUUUUGGUCUCGUAAUUAAAUGGAGAAUGAAUCAAUGUAAUUGAAAGAAGCAUAUAACAAUAUUUGUUUUUCUGUGAAAUC